Molecule: messenger RNA, 2427 nt
Organism: Manis javanica (Malayan pangolin)
Lineage: Eukaryota; Metazoa; Chordata; Mammalia; Pholidota; Manidae
Source: RefSeq, a predicted model, not a curated record
ACUCCACUCUGCGUCCCAGCUUACAAGGAGAAGAUGAAGGAGCUGUCGGUGCUGUCGCUCAUCUGCUCCUGCUUCUACUCACAGCCACACCCCAACACCAUCUACCAGUAUGGCGACAUGGAAGUGAAGCAGCUGGACAAGAGGGCCUCUGGCCAGAGCUUUGAGGUCAUCCUCAAGUCCCCUUCUGACCUGUCCCCGGAGAGCCCCAUGCUCUCCUCCCCGCCCAAGAGGAAGGACACCUCCCUGGAGGAGCUGCAGAAGCGGAUGGAGGCAGCCGAGGAACGGAGGAAGACGCAGGAGGCGCAGGUGCGGAGACAGCUGGCCGGGCGCCGCGAGCACGAGCGCGGGGUGCUGCACAAGGCGCUGCAGGAGAGCAGCAACUUCAGCCGCCUGGCGGAGGAGAAGCUCAACCACAAGAUGGAGCUCAGCAAGGAGAUCCGCGAGGCGCACCUGGCGGCGCUGCGCGAGCGGCUGCGCGAGAAGGAGCUGCAUGCGGCCGAGGUACGCAGGAAUAAGGAGCAGCGGGAGGAGAUUUCCGGCUAAAGGACUUUGGACACCGAGGCACCAGGAUCCUGAGACCAGACAUCAACACAUUAGGGUUUUGUUUUUGUUUUGUUCAACUGUGUCUAGACGCGACUUCUGCCCCUGCUCCCUCCCUCUCCCCCUGCCCUCCCAGCUUUAUGCUUCUCCUUCUGAGCUCUGACCACCCAGUCCUCAUGGCCAGUCACUGACCACAGCCUGUCCCUGGAGGAGCCGCAGGGCACGGCACACAGUCCCUCAGUUAAGGCACCAGGCCAGGCAGCGGCUGGAUCCCCUUGGCUGUCCUCUUCGUGGAUGGGGUGACUGCAUCGGCGAAUCGGUGGUGGUAGUGGCAGGAACAUGGGCUUACACCGGGUCAUCUUGUGAGCGCCUUGUCGCUGAGGGUGUGUCAUCUGCGCCACCUCCCUGUCAAAGGCGGCACCACCGCCAUGCCCUCCGUGGGAGAGGGGCUUGGUAUAGAGGAAGGGACAGAGGAUGCAGAAAGUGAGAUGGGGCAGAGCCCUUGCCCCCUCCUGUCACUGGGGCUGUCACUGAGGCCGGCCCUGGGAGCUGUGUGCAGUGGGGCACUUGGAACUGCUGGGUAGGGGCUGUGGCACCUUUAUGUGGGUGCACAGGGGUCAUCAUCUGAGACCACCUGGCCUGUGGUGGGCACCCCAGGCUGGCCUAGGACCUGUGGUCACUGCCUGUGGCUGGAGUGGUGGGGUGGGAUGUGACCUGAGUUCAGGGGAGUGGGCAUUCUUCACCAGGGAUCUGUGGGCAAGCUGCUGUGGUCCAAGGGUCACAGGCAGCACGGACACCUCCUUGCUCUCCUUCCAGAAGUGCCCUCCUCUCAAAAGCCUUUUGCCCAGCACCUACGUGGGAAAAGUUCCCCUCCUGCUGUCCUUCCCUGCCGCACCUUCAGAUACCCUUGGAGGACCCUGUCCUUAGAGCCCUCUGGAGCCCUGGCCUCUUCCUGGGCCCCUUGAUCUGGUAGACAGAUGCUCCGUGAUGCUCCUGGCUGCAGGAUGGUCAGGCUCGCCUCUGGACAGGCGUGCCAGUUGGGAGUGGCAGCCACAGUGCCCCUUAGGGAACCCCAAGCAGACAGCAGGGGGUAGGGGGCCAGCUGCCUAUAGACUUGGAUGUGGGGCUCAAGGGACAGGACCCCAAAACACCGCCCUGCCUGGCCCGUUCUUGGCAUUCCUGGCCAGUGGCCCUAACGGCCAGCCUGCAGGUUGGAGGCCUGCCUCUAGGCCUUCAUGCCAAGCCCCUCCUGGAGUGGGUUUCUUCCCCUCCUUCAGCCCAGAGGAUCUCCAGAUCUUCCAGCGCUGGCUUUUGAGGACUUCCACCUGUGUGGACAGGGAGCCACCCAAAGUCCAGUCUUUGUGCCCUUGCAGCGUCCUCCCCUUCUCCAUGGCAACCCCAUUCAUGGUGGGUACUGGGGACAGGAUCCUUGCUGACAUCCUCUUGGUGGAAAGUGUGAGGGGACAGGACCUAGAGCCAGCAGCUCAGAAACCAGGUGGUUGCAGCCCCCAGUGCCCCUGGCUUCCACCCUACAGAGACUGAUGGGGUCGCUGCGGUGGUCUCCCGGGGUCAAGCCAGGGAGCAUGGGUGGAUGCUGGUCUCUUGCAGUGGGCUUGGAGGAUGUGAGGACCCAUGGCCCCCUCCCCGUCCCCACCAAGACAGCUUCCAAGGGACGACAAGCCAGGAUCAGAGCCAGUGGUGCCCACAUGCAGCUUUUGUGGGGCUCAGGGAGGGAAGCAGAAGGGGAACUGUUAGCCAUGGCAGCCCCCUCAGCAGAGCCCCGUGUGACGUGCGCCCAUCUCACCCACCUAGUGAAAGUGAACUUAAAAUUAAAUCAGAGGAACGAUUAAAGAACAAAACCUGCAUCGGAGGCAUGGUUGAACUGUC